Charadrius vociferus (killdeer) is the source of this 1332-nucleotide messenger RNA. It is a transcript of the gene TEKT2, whose product is annotated as tektin 2 (testicular). The transcript is spliced from 9 exons. NCBI's taxonomy places the organism in Eukaryota, Metazoa, Chordata, Aves, Charadriiformes, Charadriidae. The record is from RefSeq and is a predicted model, not a curated record. The coding region runs from base 1 to 1332 and encodes 443 amino acids. Gene Ontology annotation, cellular component: microtubule cytoskeleton; nucleus. Gene Ontology annotation, biological process: cilium movement involved in cell motility; cilium assembly.
AUGGCCACGCUGAGUGCAAAGCCGGGACAGCGGUUCACCAUGCCGGACUGGCACACCAACUCCCAUCUCAUCUCAGCUGAUGCGGAACGCCAGCGUUCUGCUGCCCACCAAGUCCAGCAGGAAGCCCGAGCUCUCCGCAAUGAAACCAACAACCAGGCGAAAUGGGAUGAGCAUGACAACCAAACCCGCCUGGCUGAACGUAUCAGCAGCGUGAACAGAUGGAAAGAGACCCUGGACAAAUGCCUCGCAGACAUAGAUGUGGAAAUCGAUGCCUUAGCCAAAGUGAAGGAAGCAGCAGAAUGUGCCCUCCAGGCAAAGAAUUUGCCUUUGGAUGUUUCCAUUGAGUGCCUGACCCUCCGGGAGAGCCGCCGUGCCAUCGAUCUGGUGAGGGACCCUGUGGGGGAGGAGCUGCACAAGGAGGUGAAGGUGAUAGACAAAGCCAAGAGAGAACUGCAGCAGAGAGUGAACGAAGCCUUCGAACAGCUCUGCCUCUUACAGGAAGCUCGCCAGCAGCUGAGUUUUGAUCACCGGUGCAAGAUGGAAGCGUUGGAAAUAGAUCGUGUGUGCUUAUCCCUCAACGUGAACUCUCCCAACAUCUCCUUCAAGGUCAACCCAGCCCGCGUCCCAGAUGGAUCAACUGCACCUGAUGAGUGGGAACAGAAUAGCCAAUGUAACAAGGAGCAUGCUGAGGCAGAAAUGAAAGCCUCGACUGCGCUCCGAGAGGCAACACUGCUUGCCAUUGCACAGACAAACAACGAGCUGGAGGCUCAGCGCGUAGCUACAGAGUUUGCCUUGCGCAAGAGGAUUAGAGACCUGGAAAGAGCCUAUGAUGAGCUGAAAUGGCAGGAGCAGAAUACCCUGGAGGAAAUUCCUGAGAUGGAGGAGGACAUCCGAUGCUUGGAGGAAGAUCUUCGAGGGAAAAUGCAAGAUCUGAAAGUGGCACACACCCGCCUGGAGACCCGCACCUAUCGGCCCAAUAUGGAGCUCUGUCGGGAUCAGGUCCAGUACGGGCUGACAGAUGAGGUCCACCAGCUGGAGGGAACGAUCCGUGCGCUCAAACAGAAGCUGGCAGAGGCACAGGAUGCCUUGGACGCUCUUUACAGACAGCUUCACCGCAUUCAGACAGAUAUCGGCUACAAAGCCAAUUCCCUGCUGCUGGACAACAAGUGCUUGGACAGCCGGAGAAAGCUCGUGGUCCCCGCCGAGAAAUUCAUGCCAGAGCUCGACACUUUCAACCGGACCACGAACCGCGCGCUCUCCCCGCCGAAGAACGGGCAUCUGGAGUUGGCUCAGUGCGCCGGGGAGAAAGCUACCGGUGACUCAGUUCCGUAG